Desarmillaria tabescens is the source of this 1191-nucleotide messenger RNA. RefSeq lists its product as uncharacterized. Bases 82 to 999 code for a protein of 305 amino acids. The record is from RefSeq and is a predicted model, not a curated record. The transcript has 3 exons. Lineage: Eukaryota; Fungi; Basidiomycota; Agaricomycetes; Agaricales; Physalacriaceae.
GCAGCAAAGUCAGAACUCGAAGCGAGCUAUCUAUUUGUUCCAGCUCGGUGUCUUUUGACGUCGAAGUGCCACUCAAUUAUCAUGACAUCCGUGCCUCCGGAACUUGUGGACUGUGUCUUCGGCAAAUUAGACAAAGCACUUGACCGUCCAACUCUAUCAUCUUGCACCCGUGUCUGCCAGGCAUGGCACCGACUCGCUCUGCCCCACUUGUUCUCCGCCAUCACAAUUCAGUAUAGUGCUUCAUCAGAACGGCGCGAUAAUCCCUUCGUUCCAAAGUCCGUACACGGGCUGCACCUAUUAUUGGAAAAAUAUGCCUUCCUGGGUCCCUGCGUGGAGAAGGUUGAAGUGCGUGUAAAAAGCACCGCGCUGGGUGAUGAAGGAAUGAUCCAGUGGGAUGAGCCUGCCUCUGUCAGCGUGUUCCAUGCCAUGACGAACCUGAGGCACAUCGCUAUCAAUGGUAGCCAUUUCUUCGCCUGGCAAACUAUGCCAAUUUCUAUUCGCCAAGCAAUGUAUAAUUCAUUCCGACUUCCUAGCGUGACCUGCUUGACAAUGGAAGCCAUGCACAUUGCUGUCGCCAAUUUCGCAGAGUUUUUCUCCGUUAUCGGUGAUUGUAUCGCGUUGGAGACUCUGGAUAUCUCAUUCGUUGACUUCCCUUCACGGCCCGAAUUUCCCCCGCGUGUCGCUCCAAUACCUUCUCAUUGUCGGCCCCAGCUUCGCUCGCUUUCAAUGGUCGUGUUCCCUAUGGUCAUGGAGGUUCUACUAGAAUUUCUUCUUGACUAUGUAGAUCUGAGAAAGCUAGAGUCCUUGCGCCUUAAAUCCAGCAAGUUAGAUUCCUGGACUCUCCAUACAUUAUUCAAAACGACCAUAGAUAAGUUGGAUUAUCUAGAUAUCGGCUUUAUUGAUUUUUCAAGUGGAGGGUCUAGAAGAUGUGGUUCUAUCCCGCAAUUUACGGUCUCUCGCAUUUGCGCUGUCGCUUCCAGCCGAGCAACAAUGCAUUAGCCAAUUGGAGGCUUUAGAGGAAUUAUUCGCUCAGACUUUGAAUUCUGGCGACAGGUGCAUUGAGGAGAUUACCCUCAAGUUUUAUUCGUCUCGUCUUGACCUCAUGGACUUCUCCAACACAUUAUGGUGCUCGUUAGCGGAAGCGCUGAGGACCGCGGCGAUAGGUCUGGCAGCUACUCUGAAGAAAGUCAA